Messenger RNA from Sander lucioperca (pikeperch), 2386 nucleotides. RefSeq names its product zinc finger matrin-type 1 (gene zmat1). The transcript is spliced from 8 exons. Gene Ontology annotation, molecular function: zinc ion binding; nucleic acid binding. The record is from RefSeq and is a predicted model, not a curated record. Lineage: Eukaryota; Metazoa; Chordata; Actinopteri; Perciformes; Percidae. Bases 1 to 1833 code for a protein of 610 amino acids.
AUGGACGGCAAAAGUGUCUGUACUCCGCUGCUUGCGGAGUCAGAAGCUCAAAAUAACACUACUAGUACCCCUAACGCGGCUUCUGUCACAGAUGCUGACAAAGUAAUAAACACUAAAAUAGAUAGUACCCAGGUUAAAGGAGACACGAGUGAAGAGGAGCUACUAAAGGCUCUCCUCACCGACGACUACUGCCAUGUGUGUGAGGCUGUGCUGCUCUUUGAAUCUCAGCGGCUGUCCCACUAUGAGGGAAAAAAACACGCUCAGAGACUCAAGGUGUACCUGCAGGCCAAGAGAGGUGAAAAGAUGAACAAAGAGUCCACAGCACCCCAGCGGACCAUGACUACUAAUAAGAACCAUUUCUGUGAGCUGUGUAACAUGGUGUUUAGUUCCCACGUGGUGGCAAGAUCACACUAUGAAGGCAAAGUCCAUGCAAAAAAUCUGCGUAAACAAGGCAUUCAGCCCCCAGUUAUAGACAGGUACACGGAGGUGCGUACUUUACCAAGUCUGACUCGGGAUCCUGAUGAUGCUGACCAGAAAUCAGCCCCAAAAGGUAGCAUGGAGCAUCUUCUGGACCCAACAGCCACCACAACUACCCCCAGCACAGACGUUGAUCUGAAGGACCGUAACAAGUACUGUGCCCUGUGCGCUGCUUCCUUCAACAAUCCCCAAAUGGCUUUGCAGCACUACAAUGGACGCAAACACCAGAGGAAUCAGGCUAGACAGGAGCUGCUCAAAGAGCUCGGAGACGAUGUCCAACAAGCCAACUCCCUGAUGUGUCAGAUGUGUAGCGUGCAAUUUAAUUCUGUGCAGAUGUACCAGGCCCACAUGCAGGGAAACAAACACCAGAUUAGGGAGAAGAAGGUUGUUGACCUGUGCAAAUCCCAACAAAAAGACUACAACACGUUUGCAGAUGAACUGGCAGAUUACAUUCAGGUUCAGAAGGUGCGUGGAAUCAUCCCCAAGGCCAGUCAAGUCCUCCCUCUGGCUGACACUCAAAAAGAGGAUGAGGAAGAAGAAGAAGAGGAGGAAGCAUUAAACAAGGGGGAUAUCAUACAACUGAACAAACCUAUGCCCAACCUCCCUCCCACCUCUAACCCUUCUCAUCACCCCCGCCCCGGUUGUUACUAUCCAGUUGAAGGGUGGCGUCCUCCAUAUGAGGGCCCUGCCUGGCCGUCCCGUGGCUGGGAUUACAACUGCCCUCCUCCAGUCCUCCCAGGCUCAGACUCUCCACUGUUCACUAGUCGGCCCACAAAGAGAAGGAGGCACAGGAAGCAGUCAAGCUCCUCCUCGUAUACUACUUCAUCAUCUUACUCCUCCUCCUAUAGCAGCAGCACAAGUGACAGUGACGACAGUGAAUACAGACGCAGAGGAAAGAGACGGAUUAGAAGAUCCAGGAGGGAAAGAGACAGGAGGGCAAGACAUGAGGACUCAGACAAGGAGGAGAAGAGGAGGAAGCGACGGAGGAGGGAAAGAGAUAAUGACUCAGAGGAGAGGAGAAGAGAGGAAUCUGGAGAGUCAGAGCAAGAGAGGAGGAGAAAAAAGCAAAAAAAUCACGGCGAGCGGAGAAGGCGAGAAAAGAAAUCCCGGGAGGAGGACUCUGAGGCGGAAGGAGGGGAAAGGGUGAUGGACAAUUCAAUGCCAAAAGACACGAUGGGCAAUAGAAAAGAGACUGACGUGCGUAUUCAGGCUGAAAUGAAUGUUGAGCAUGGGGAAGAUGGACAGGACAAGCCAGCCAAACCUAAAUACAGGAAAGAGAAGAAGAAAACAAAGGAGAAAGUAGACACUAGGACAGAGGAGGAGAAGCUGUGGGAUGACUCCAUUCUGGGCUGUUAAACUCAAAAGGCCCUGUUAAACUUUGUCUGUUGAACUGCUGACAUUUAGGCAAAACAUGAAGUUAAGUUAUCAUGAGCAUGACGUUGAAAAACUCAUAAACUGUCUAUGUUAAAAUAAUCUUUAUAGCAGUUAACAAAUUAGUUUUUACUAUCUGCCCUGACAGCCCCAUAGUGUUGUUCUCCAUAGAUGUGCUAGCUGGCUAGCCAUGUUUAGUCAACUUGUAUUUGUAAGGAAUGAAUGAAUUGCAUUUGGAGGGGUUUCUUACACACAUCCACAACUAUAAUAGCUUUAUUUUUCACUAUGACACUUAUUAAUAUCUUAGAUUGAAUUCAUUUGCACAUCUUUAUUAACUGUUGGCUAUAUUAUGUCUUAUUUUUUUGCCUAUCCUUUGGAUUAUCAAGAAGUCCUCUUGACCUCUUAAUACAUCAAUAUGUUGCUGUAUUUUUGCUUCUGGCAAGGACUUGAUAGAUUGUGAUCCCUUUAGCAGCCUGUGGUUGGCACUGUUGAGCUUCAUUCAGAGCAUCAGUAAAGCAAAUAAAAGCCUAUAGAUGUU